Molecule: messenger RNA, 1287 nt
Organism: Mytilinidion resinicola
Lineage: Eukaryota; Fungi; Ascomycota; Dothideomycetes; Mytilinidiales; Mytilinidiaceae
Exons: 2
Coding region: 1-1287 (428 amino acids)
Source: RefSeq, a predicted model, not a curated record
AUGACUCGGUUCAGCGACCUCAAUGACGAUAUUCUACACGAAAUAAUCGGAUGGCUUCAACUCAUGAAAGAGAGAGACCCUUCCGCUGCUAUCUCUCUCCCUCAACUAGCUCGCGUAUGUUUACGGAUCGGUGCCUUGGUGCCACGACAUCUUGUGAAAGCCAUGAACAUCCAAAUCACAGCUUCCGAUGUGCCCAAAUUGAGGCUACUCAUGCGCUCACUGAAAGAGACACCAGGUCUUAGGGCACUGGUGCGAAAGAUCCAGAUCACGCUUGGGUUUGAACCUCUGGCGUCCUUUUGGGCAAACGAGCUGCUUCAACAACUCCCGAACCUCGUGUACCUUGAGAUCCAGCGCGCAUUAUCGAAUAUUGAGGAUUUGCGGGAGCUUUUCGCAUUCUCUCCCAACUUCUUCCAAAUCAAUAAGCUAGAAAAACUCCGUCGGGUUAACUUCCAACGCGAAACGGUAUCCUUUGCGACGAUCUUCGAUUGCAUGUCUCUUCCGAACGUUGAACUGAUUGAUUUCUCUAUUAGAACUGGGGAGACUUUCGAAGACUCGAAACGAGCUUCAGAUCUAACGUCAAUAUCACAGUCCUGUCGAGUUAAAACACUGAAUCUCAAUGACUCCAGAACGUCGCUUGAUCUAUUCCAAGCGUUGCUCAGGCGGUGUCCAUACCUACAACAUCUUACCGGCUCCAUGCCCCGUCCAUUCCGCAGUACCGGCCCAGGAAUCAUUUUGUUCUCCGCUGCACAACUACAGCAUGCCUUGGCUCCGACAAGAGAUACUCUGGUGUCCCUCGACUUACUCAAUUUGCAGAGCCACACUUCGCAUCCAACUCCUUUUUGUGAUGGCACGAAGCUGGAUUUGAAGAUGUUCUCAUCUUUGGAAAGCAUCACGCUUCCAGUUCACUGCUUCUUCAACAGGCCGGUCCCGCACGACUCUCGUAACGGAACUUAUGCGCAAUUCCCCUGGUCCAUGACAAAACUGAACCUGUACUUCGCACAAAAAACGAAUCCGUACUCUGGAAAACCAAUGAAUAUACUCCACUCCAACGACCAGGAACGUGCAAAGCUGCGAAGCGGAAACGCCGCGUUUGAGCCAUGGACUUACGCAUGGAUCAUGGAGUUCGCCUACCACAAGGCAACACACUUUCCAAAGCUGCACAGCUUGACUGUGGAAGAAGAGUUGACAGGACCGGACAUGAGCUUAGUAAGAUGGUCUAAUGAAGACGCCAUGAAGGUAUGGACCUCUGUGGGCGCUAUUUGCAACGUCCUAUUCAGAGAACCUUAA